GUCAAUCAAUUCAGUACAGACAGUGGGAGUGGGACUCUGAAAGAGAUGAGUUAUAGAAAUUAAACAAGGUUUAUCCUAAUUUUGAGCCAUGACAAGUAGAAGUACGAAUUAUAAAAAUUCACGAAUGAAUUACAAUUUUCAAAAUGAAUCUUUUGAAAGCAAAGCUAAUAAACCUACCCGAGAAGCCUCAUCUAUUUUGGAAGUUCUCGUUUUAAUGAUAGUGCACAUUUGCAAGAAGGUACUGUUCUUCGACACCAAUUUAAAAAUAGCAGUUUAUUUAGGAGCUCUUUUUUUGAUUUCGCUUAUGGCGGACAGUCUAACGUUUCCGAAAACAUAUUUCUCAAGGAGUGAUAAUAUAUUCAACCAAUAUUUCGUUAAAAUUGGAUGGUUUUGGACAUUAUUUAUGACGGUGCCCUACGUUCUGUUGACAUCCUACACCACUUGUUGUGGAAAUAGAAAACUCAUAGCUACAGCACACUUGUCGAGAUUGGCGAUUGCUACAUUUUUUUGGUACACAUGGACAAUGAUCUUUAAUGUUAUUGAGACCAAAUAUGGACGUUGCAAUAUGAAGAAUGUAGACAACAAAGUAAUGUGUUUAAAAAACGGGGGCUUUUGGAAUGGAUUUGACAUAUCUGGUCAUUGUUUCAUUCUUAUAUAUUCAAGUUUAGUAAUGAUAGAAGAGGCAAGAGCCAUAAAUGGAUGGGAAAGAAUAAAAGAUUACAUCAGGGAUGAGAAACAUGCACGAAGCAUAGAUGAUAAAUCUGUAAGCUUGAACCCUCUAAGGAAAAUUUCAGCUGAGGAAUUAGAGGUUGUAAAAACCUCUUAUGAAAAAUGGACACCCUAUGUGAGAGGAUUUUUGAUUGCAACAACUCUGCUUCAUAUACUGUGGGAUGUGAUGCUUGUAUCUACAAUUCUUUAUUAUCACAUAAUGGUGGAGAAAUUCAUCAGUGGUGUAAUAGCUAUAUUUACAUGGUUUGUGACCUAUAGAGUCUGGUAUACAAUACCAAAUGUUCUUCCUAAUUUACCUGGAGAUGGCACAUUCAAGUAUAACAAAACAAAAUUGACAUCAACUCCUACCUUCAGAAAAAGAAGCACUACAAAUGGUAAACAUUUUAUGGGAAUGCCUAUCAAUCGUCAGGAUGCUACAGAGGCUGCAACAGAGGAAAAAAGAUAAUCUAAGUAGUUGAGAAGUUUUCUGAAAACAUAUAAUACUGCAACAACAAUGCCAAGUGAUGCCGCUCCAGCAGCACCAACAUAUGCCGGUGGUUGGGAAGUAAUGAUCAUCUUUAUAUGGUAUGGUAAAGUUGGCACAGUCUUCUUAAACGAUUC
This is a messenger RNA of Leguminivora glycinivorella, 1329 nucleotides long. RefSeq names its product acyl-coenzyme A diphosphatase FITM2 (gene Fitm). The coding region runs from base 89 to 1174 and encodes 361 amino acids. NCBI's taxonomy places the organism in Eukaryota, Metazoa, Arthropoda, Insecta, Lepidoptera, Tortricidae. Gene Ontology annotation, biological process: phospholipid biosynthetic process; lipid droplet organization; lipid storage. Gene Ontology annotation, cellular component: endoplasmic reticulum membrane. The transcript is spliced from 2 exons. The record is from RefSeq and is a predicted model, not a curated record.